This is a messenger RNA of Bradysia coprophila, 752 nucleotides long. RefSeq names its product annexin B9-like. The record is from RefSeq and is a predicted model, not a curated record. NCBI's taxonomy places the organism in Eukaryota, Metazoa, Arthropoda, Insecta, Diptera, Sciaridae.
AAUGGGCCAACAUAUUCGGUACAAAGAGGAACGCAACCAUACCAACAGUGGUACCAGCAGUGCCCUUUAACCCCGCACACACCUGCGAACUACUGAAAUUAAGUAUGCAAGGAAUCGGGCGAGAUUCUGAGACCAUAUUGAAAAUUCUUGCUACUCACACGUACAAUCAACGGUAUGAAAUCGCUGCUACGUAUAAAACGUUGUACAACCAAGACUUGGUUCAAAAAUUAUUUACUGAAUACGAUGGCCACAUCCUCGAUGUCAUUCAGUAUCUAUUCUGGCCCACCGAGAAAAUGUAUGCACGAGAGUAUCACGAUGCUAUGCAGGGUUUGGGUACUAAUGAACGCGCUCUGAUUGAAAUGAGUGCGAGUUUAGAAGGACACGAGUUACGCAGAGUCAAUGGUGCAUACAUUGGGAUGUAUGAAAAGACGUUGGAAAGCGACAUAAAAGGCGAUACAAGCGGCUUUUUCCGAGAUCUUUUAGUGGAAUUGAUAAAGGGACGUGAGGCAGACAACAGUCCGAAUUCGGUGGAAUUGCCGCGAUAUACAGUCGCAACACUGAAUAGAUUAGGUCACGGCCAAUGGUCUAAUAACAAAGAUACCAUUCGUGACAUUUUCUGUAAGAAGUCGUUCUAUGAACUGUCUGAAAUACUUGUUGAGUAUGAACGUCAGAACGGACAUAAGAUUGAAGAAGAUAUUGAAAGUGAAUUCAGUGGUGAUGUUAAGAAAACAUUGCUAGCCAUUGGUAAGUAA